Mauremys reevesii (Reeves's turtle) is the source of this 3937-nucleotide messenger RNA. It is a transcript of the gene CIAO3, whose product is annotated as cytosolic iron-sulfur assembly component 3. The record is from RefSeq and is a predicted model, not a curated record. The coding region runs from base 324 to 1724 and encodes 466 amino acids. The transcript has 11 exons. Gene Ontology annotation, molecular function: 4 iron, 4 sulfur cluster binding. Lineage: Eukaryota; Metazoa; Chordata; Testudines; Geoemydidae. Gene Ontology annotation, cellular component: cytosolic [4Fe-4S] assembly targeting complex. Gene Ontology annotation, biological process: iron-sulfur cluster assembly.
GACAAGGGAGGUGUGGGUGCACAAACAGUGCAACUCGUGCAAAGUAUAAAAACACCCUCAGGACUUCAGUCACUGAACUCUACACACUAAACGGAAACAGUCCAUAUAAAGUCAUCUGCUUGCCCUCAACAUCAAAUGAAAUUUCAUUGGCAAUAGCCACAUGUUGAAUGUAAUGACCACGCCUCCUGUCUACUAAAACUCACAAUGAAGAAUGCCUGAGAGAUUCUGGAAAGGACAGAACUUUGCAGUCAUCUCUUUUGAGCAAGACCUCUUUAAAUCUGAGUGUGUCACACUGGCAGCAAAAUUGUUCUGUAGUUUUGGUGAUGAUGUUGGAAAAGUGUUCAUUCUGUAAAAAUGGGGAUUGUGUAAAGCCAAUAAAAGUUGAAAAGAAAUCUGGAAAAACAGCAGCCAAGAUCCGAAUUGAAGAUGAUGGGAGUUAUUUUCAAAUCAGUCAGGAUGGAGGAGCACAAAAGCUUGAAAAGGCUAAAAUUACCCUGAAUGAUUGUUUAGCUUGUAGUGGCUGCAUCACAUCCGCAGAAAGCGUGUUAAUCACUCAGCAGAGCCAUGAAGAGCUCUACAAAGUGUUAAGUUACAAUAAGACUGCAGCUCCUAAUCAACAGAAGCUAGUUAUAGUUUCCGUUUCACCACAAUCCAGAGCAUCACUAGCUGCAAGAUUUAAGAUGACGCCUCUAGAAACGGCAAAGAAAUUGACAGCAUUCUUAAAAAAUUUAGGUGUGCACUAUGUGUUUGAUACAACUUUCUCAAGAAACUUCAGCUUGUUGGAGAGCCAACGAGAGUUUGUACGACGCUUUCAAAGGCAAACUGAAGAUAAAAAGGCUUUGCCCAUGCUGGCCUCUGCCUGUCCAGGUUGGAUCUGCUAUGCAGAGAAAACUCAUGGAAGUUUUGUUAUUCCUUACAUUAGUACCACUAAGUCCCCACAGCAGGUCAUGGGCUCCUUGAUCAAGGGUCACUUUGCCAAACAGCAGCAUUUUUCACCUGACCAGACCUACCAUGUGACAGUAAUGCCCUGUUAUGACAAAAAACUAGAAGCUUCAAGACCAGACUUCUUCAGCCAAGAGUACCAAACUCGUGAGGUUGACUGUGUAAUUACUACGGGAGAAGUUCUACGAUUGUUGGAACAAAAGGGAGUCUCUCUGUCAGAUGUGGACUCGGCUCCUUUGGAUACCAUGUUUAGCAGCGUUUCAGAAGAGGAGCUCCUUGGCCAUUCUGGUGGCGGUUCUGGUGGCUAUUUGGAACACAUAUACAAGUAUGCAGCAAAAGAACUGUUUGGGAUUCAAGUGGAUGAAGUUCAAUACAAACCUUUAAAAAACAAGGAUUUCCAGGAAGUGACACUAGAAAAGGAUGGCAUAGUCCUGCUGCAGUUUGCCUUGGCUUAUGGAUUUCGAAACAUACAGAACUUAGUGCAAAAACUGAAACGAGGAAAAUCACCUUAUCACUAUGUUGAAGUCAUGGCUUGCCCAUCAGGCUGUUUAAACGGAGGUGGUCAGAUCAGAGCAGAAGGUGAAUCCAGCAAGGAUUUGCUUCAGCAAGUUGAGAAGUUGUAUGAAUCUGUUAAGACUGAAAUUCCAGAGAGGAACCGCACUGUACAAGAACUGUAUGAACAGUGGCUGGGUGGUACAAACUCAGAAAAAGCUGGAACAACGUUGCACACGGCAUACCAUGCAGUGGAGAAAAUGAACUCUGGAUUUAAUAUCAAAUGGUGAAGAUGUAUGAUGCACUUGUAUUUCUACAGAGACUGUAAAUCUGAGAGACAGGAGGUACACUUACUCGGUGCCCUGUUAAGUCAUCUGUCAUUUUAAAGUCUUCAGAAGCCAACAUGUGCACUGAAAUUCUAGGAUACCAUGACUGGAUGAACACAAUUUAUACAUAGAAAAUGUCCUGCAGCUAAAAGAUAAUGUGUAGACACUCUGGUACUGCUAAUGAGUUCCUAUAGCUUCUAAGUCUAUUUAAAUAAAAACAGAUGCUGACUUGGGAUGUGAAAUAUGUCCCUUUAAAAGAGGCAGUCUAUAGUAGCCACCACCCCACCUUUAUGGCCCCAACCCUGCAUUCCUUUUCACACACCCCGUCACACUGGAGUCAGUCAAUGCAUUUAAGGUACACAGAGAAUCCAGGACUGACUCGGGUCAACUGUGACAUUAUUCGGCUGUUCUUGAUAAGUCAAAAUUUUACCAGUCCUGUACCUGAACAACACAUCUGCUAUAUUUCCACAGCAUGGAGUUCUAGGGCUGUGACUCUUAGGGUAAGUCUAUACUUACCACACGGGUCAACGCGGAGAGUUCAACUUCUCGGAGUUCGAACUAUCGCGUCUUGAACUCCCCACGUGCUCUGGUCGACCUUGGAGCCACAGACUUCGAUCCCGUGGCGUCUGGACAGCUAUUCGCGUAGCUGAAGUUGUGUACCUUAGUUCGACACCCCCCCCCCCCCCUUAGUGUAGACCAGGCCUUAUGACAUCAUGUUCCAGUUAGAGCUGGGUUAAUUGGGCCAUGGUACUCCAUUUCCUGCUCCUGGAGUCUAGCUGUGACAUCUUUGCCUGUAUUUCAAGUAAGCUGACGGUUUUAUAGGCAUGGAUGGAAGCAGCUUACAAGGCCCUGAGUGUAAAGUUUAAGACUUUUAUUACCUGCUGAACUCUGAUCUGAAUGAAUGGGCAGAAAAACCUGUCAUCAGUUUUUUCAUGUAAAUAGUCUACAGCUGCCUCUGUGAAUUAAUAUCUCAGUAGCAGAGUUCACUAGUGGAUGCUACCUGACACUCAGAUGAAGCCAGUGAUAUUCAUACAGUAUGUUCCACACCAGGGUGAAACAGGCACUUUUCAUUUCUGAAUGACACAAGGUACUCAGCAUAAUUGUACCUGAAUGGGGCCUCUGGCUGCUACUGUAAUACAAAUACUAAGACCAGAAUAUUAAGCCUGGUAGAGCAGAGAAGAAUCGAGGGCAGUAACUUACCAGAAGGAAUAUCAUGGUAGUGAGUAUAAAGUCUCUUUGUAUUUAACACAAGCCCCAACACAUCUUAAGCAAAAUUACUGGUCUACUUGCCUUGGAACACGUGGGUUCUGGUUUGUUUGUUAGAAACAUGCACCUUAAAUGAGCUGAUUUUGCUUAUGGGCAUUCUGAGAACUCUUCAUGUUAAACAGGGUAAACACCUUUUUAUUUCAUUUGAGCUCACUGUGAAUUUCUAAUUUCCUACUAGAUUUCUUUACUUAGUAUGGGCUAAGAAUUCUUUGACCCUCACUUAACAAUAGCUUAAGGGAUACUGUCAGGUUUGAAAAAAUUAAAAUAGUUCCAGGUACUGUACCUGCCACCCUUUGUGGGUUUACAAUCACAUGUUCCCAUAUUUAAAAAUGCUUCCCCCCCGCCGCUGGGUAUGAGACCCACAGAGCAAAAGGAAGGUAACUGACUCUAGAGAAAGUGCUGUGAAGUGCACACAAUGUAGAAAUUCUCUUCCAGUGAAUCGUUUUACAUAUUACUUUCACCCAUACUAUACAGACCUUAUAGGGACACUAGUUUAAAGUCCCACACAAAACACAACAGACCUUCCUGUCGCUUUUUGGUUAAACCCUGACCAACAAAUUGGGUUUCUUUUGAUAGCUUUUAAGCAGCAAACUACACUCCAAUCUAAGCCAGGCCUUGAGAAGCUGUUAGAAAUCCUCCUUGAGGGAGCUUAGGCUCUGGGCCUACAACUGCUUUAUGCACAUAGUUAACUUUAUGCAUCCAAGUAGUCCCAUUGAAGUCAAUAGGAGUACUUGGGUGUUUAAAUGUUAAGCAUGCAGAUGUGGAGGAGAGGAGCACUACACUUUUUGUAAAAACAAAUGUUUUAUAUGCAACUUAAAUUUUGUUUACUUACAAUGCUUUGAUGAAGCCCGUAUCUUUUGCAUGCCUGGGUUCCUGCCUUUCAAAUAAGAUGACAUGGGCCUAAUGCAGAA